AUGGAGCUGGGGCGGGCGGGCCUAGCGUGGACCGCCGCCCUGCUGCUGGCGGCCUUGGGAGCGCAGGCCGCGGCGGCAGCGGCGGGGGGUUUCGACCCGUACCGCGUCCUGGGGGUCGGCCGGAGCUCCAGCCAGGCCGACAUCAAGAAGGCCUACAAGCGGCUCGCUCGGGAAUGGCACCCUGACAAAAACAAGGACCCAGGAGCAGAAGACAAAUUCAUCCAGAUUAGCAAGGCCUAUGAGAUCCUCUCCAACGAGGAGAAGAGGGCAAACUUUGACCGCUACGGAGAGGCUGGGGAGAGCCAGGGCCACUCCCAGCACCAGCACCGCCACUUCCACCACUUCCAUGAAGGCUUCUACUUUGAUGAGUCCUUCUUCCACUUCCCCUUCAAUUCAGAGAGGAGAGACACCUCUGAUGAGAAGUACCUGCUCCACUACUCCCACUACAUCAACGAAAUCCUGCCAGACAGCUUCAAGAAGCCUUACCUCAUUAAGAUCACCUCCGACUGGUGCUUCAGCUGCAUCCACAUCGAGCCUGUCUGGAAGGAGGUCGCUCAGGAACUGGAGGCCCUGGGCGUGGGGAUCGGCGUGGUGCACGCGGGCUACGAGCGGCGCCUGGCCCAGCACCUGGGGGCCCACAGCACCCCCUCCAUCCUGGGGCUGGUCAGCGGCAGGGUCACCUUCUUCCACAGCGCCGUCGUCCGCGACAACCUGCGGCUCUUCGUGGAGACCCUGCUGCCAGGCAACCUGGUGGAGAAGAUUACAGAUAAAAACUACAUCCACUUCCUCUCCAACUGGAAGAGAGAAAACAAGCCCCAUGUGCUGCUGUUUGACCACAUGCCAGUUGUGCCACUCUUCUACAAGCUGACUGCCUUCGCCUACCGCCACUACCUGGCCUUCGGUUACGUCUACGUCGGGCUGCGAGGCACUGAGGAGCUCUCCCGCCAGUACAACAUCAAUGUCUACACUCCCACCAUGAUGAUCUUCAAGGAGCACAUCGACAGGCCUGCUGAUGUUGUGCAGGCACGAGAUAUGAAGAAGCAGCUCAUUGAUGACUUCCUUUCCCAGAAUAAGUUCCUGAUGGUGGCCAGGCUCACCAGCCAGGGGCUGUUCCAGGAGCUGUGUCCUGUGAAGAAGUCUCACCGACAGCGCAAGCACUGUGUGCUCUUGCUGACUGGAGAAGGUGAGAAGUAUGCUGAGGCUUAUGAGGCAUUUUUGACUUUUGCUGUGGCCAACACGAAGGACACUCUGAGGUUUGUGCACACCUACAAGGACCGGCAGCCCGAGCUGGCAGACGCCUUGCUGCUGGAUGAGGAGAAGUACCGAGGAAGAUCAGCUGUGGUCAUCCUGGAGAGACGAAACAACGCGGGGAAGGUCGCCUAUAAAACCUUGGAGGAGGCCUGGCGAGGUAGCAAAGAGGACAACUUCAUCCUCCUGGAUCUCCUGGAUCAGCUGAGGACAGACCCUGGCCUUCUCUCUUCAGAGACUGUCUUGGCAGACUUGAAUGAUGAACUUGCUCCUAUGUUCCUCGUCCGAUGGUUCUCCUCCACGCUGGACUACAUCUCAGCCUACUGGGACAGUUUGUUUCACAGUAACUGGAGGGAGAUGAUGCCACUGCUGUCCCUGCUCUUCUCUGCUCUCUUCAUCCUCUUUGGCACUGUCAUUGUGCAAGCUUUCAGUGAUUCAAGUGACACCAGGGACUCUCCUCCCUCUGAGAAAGAGGAAACUGCCACAAAGACAGAGAAGAACGACACCAGCUUCAGCAAAGAGAGUAACAGCAGGGUUCCCAAGAAGGGCUUUGUGGAGGUGACUGAGCUGACAGACAUCAACUACAACAGCAACUUGGUGCGCCUCAGGCCGGGACACAUCAACGUGGUCCUGAUCCUCUCCAACUCCACCAAAACCAUGCUCCUCCAGAAGUUUGCCCUGGAAGUCUACACCUUCACAGGGAGCAGCUGUCUUCAUUUCUCCUUCCUCAGCCUGGACAAGCACAGGGAGUGGCUGGAGUACCUGCUGGAGUUUGCUCAGGAUGCAGCCCCCAUCCCCAACCAGUACGAUAAGCACUUCCUGGAGCGCGACUACACCGGCUACGUGCUGGCUCUCAACGGCCACAAGAAAUACUUCUGCCUCUUCAAGCCUCACAGAGUAGGGGAUGAGGGGGGAACCCUGGGAUCCUGUGAGGAUUAUGAUUCCUCACUACACACAGAAGCCAGAGGGAAACCUUCCUGCAGCCCGGGAUCUAGAUCCAUUAAAAGCAAAUUACACAAAUUGUCCUUCUGGAUGGAACGGCUGCUGGAGGGCUCCUUGCAGAGGUUCUAUAUCCCCUCGUGGCCAGCACUAGACUGA
This is a messenger RNA of Indicator indicator, 2346 nucleotides long. It is a transcript of the gene DNAJC16, whose product is annotated as DnaJ heat shock protein family (Hsp40) member C16. The coding region runs from base 1 to 2346 and encodes 781 amino acids. Lineage: Eukaryota; Metazoa; Chordata; Aves; Piciformes; Indicatoridae. The record is from RefSeq and is a predicted model, not a curated record. The transcript has 14 exons.